This is a messenger RNA of Prunus mume (Japanese apricot), 1821 nucleotides long. RefSeq names its product Thiolase family protein (gene AACT1). Gene Ontology annotation, biological process: fatty acid beta-oxidation. Gene Ontology annotation, cellular component: mitochondrion. Gene Ontology annotation, molecular function: acetyl-CoA C-acetyltransferase activity. NCBI's taxonomy places the organism in Eukaryota, Viridiplantae, Streptophyta, Magnoliopsida, Rosales, Rosaceae. The record is from RefSeq and is a predicted model, not a curated record.
UUGCUCAUUCAUCAAUUAAAAUAGAAUAAACGCUCUCAAAAACUUCAUCCGAAUUUCAUUCCUUCUUUCUUCUUCCUUUGAGCCUUCCUUUCCUUGACCGACGACGUUAAGACGUGCAGCAAGCAGCUCUGUUUGUUUGCUAUCAAAAUCCACACACAAAGAACCGAGAUCCAUCUUUCCAUCCCUCUCUCUCUCUCUCUCUCUCUCUCUCUCUCUCUCAUGAUGUCUCCAUCUUCUUCUGAUUCUAUUAAACCUCGAGAUGUUUGCAUAGUGGGAGUCGCACGUACGCCCAUGGGAGGAUUCCUUGGUUCCCUCUCAUCUGUCUCAGCAACCCAACUUGGCUCUCUUGCUAUUCGAUGCGCUCUUAAGAGAGCAAAUUUGGAUCCAUCCCUUGUACAAGAGGUCUUCUUUGGGAAUGUUCUAAGCGCCAAUUUAGGCCAAGCUCCUGCAAGACAGGCUGCUUUGGGUGCAGGCAUACCCAACUCCGUCAUUUGCACUACUAUCAACAAAGUCUGUUCUUCUGGCUUGAAAGCCACAAUGCUAGCUGCACAAACCAUCCAGCUGGGUCUCAACCAUAUCGUUGUGGCUGGUGGCAUGGAAAGCAUGUCCAAUGCACCUAAGUAUCUACCUGCUGCCAGACAGGGAUCUCGAUUAGGACAUGAUACUAUUGUCGACGGCAUGCUUAAAGAUGGUCUUUGGGAUGUCUAUAAUAACUUUGGAAUGGGAGUUUGUGCUGAAAUGUGUGCUGAUCAACAUUCCAUUUCAAGGGAAGAGCAGGAUUCUUAUGCUAUUCGAAGUUUUGAGCGUGGAAUUUCUGUGCAAGAUGCUCGUCUCUUUGCAUGGGAAAUUGUUCCGGUUGAACUUCCUGGGGGACGAGGAAAGCCUUCUUCAACUGUUGACAAGGAUGACGGUUUAAAAACAUUUGAUGCGGCAAAAUUAAGGAAGCUUCGACCAAGUUUUAAGAAGAAUGGGGGUACUGUUACUGCUGGGAAUGCUUCUCUGAUAAGUGAUGGUGCAGCUGCAUUAGUGCUAGUGAGCGGGGAGAAGGCACUUCAACUUGGGUUACAAGUAAUUGCUAAGAUUAAGGGAUUUUCUGAUGCAGCUCAGGCACCUGAGUUAUUUACAACUGCUCCAGCCCUUGCAAUACCAAAGGCUGUUUCAAAUGCUGGUUUGGAAGCUUCUCAAAUUGAUUACUAUGAAAUAAAUGAAGCAUUUUCUGUGGUCGCUCUUGCCAACCAAAAGCUGCUUGGCCUUAAUCCUGAGAAAGUUAAUGUCCAUGGUGGAGCUGUAUCUUUGGGACACCCGUUAGGAUGCAGUGGAGCUCGUAUCUUGGUCACUUUAUUAGGGGUACUGAGACAUAAAAAGGGGAGAUAUGGGGUUGGUGCCAUAUGUAAUGGAGGAGGGGGAGCAUCUGCCCUUGUUCUCGAGCUCAUGCCAAUUACAAGGGUGGCGCGUUCUUCGUUGUGAUAAUAUAGUGUCACAUCAUCAUAAUGUUGUAGAAUUUGGCAUCUAUUGUUUGAACUUUCUUCCUCAAUAAGGAGGUCUGUAUCAGAUGUUAUUUAGAAAAUAUAUGCUCUGUUUUGUUUUUUAUUUUUGGUUCGGGUUGUCACGCUUUCGGUGUUAUUUGAUGUCCCCUGACCACCCCCCAUCACCCAAUGUUGCUGUAAUACGGACUCAUCUAGUAUGGAGUGUGCCAAAUGGACAAUUGUUUUGGGGUGCGGAGAACAAUUCAUAUGCACUACUGUACUCUCCAUUUGUACAAGAAAGUUGAGUUGUUGACUUGCUGGAAAUCAGAUGACAAUGCCUGGGAUGGGAAGUAAA